CACAAGUUGUAAACAAGGAAACUCUUGCUUCUCAUCUCAUUUAUUUAUUUAUUUAUUUACAAUUUGAGCAUACAUACAUAUCAAGGAGAGUAAACUACACGUAUCGUUAAGAGUGUCAUGCCGAGGUGUCCAUGAGGAGAUGGAAAUGUACAGUUGGCGAAAAGACUCUGAUGACGAAUCAUUUGAUUAAUGUUCGUAAGACAUUUACAGGCAGUAAUGACGUACUGGAUUUAUAGUUAAUUGUUUUGCAGGGCAUGAAGCUGUAUGACCCCUGUGGGGUUUAGCGCUCAGGAUUGACUAAUGAUACAGUACAUAAAACAAGCCACAUCUCCGGUAAUAUUUACCACAUAAAAAUCAAAUUAUGGCCAUUAUCAAUGGACAUGUUCCAUUUGUUUUGAGGCGCCUUUUAAGGUACUGCAAUGCACCAAUCUUGUCAAGAAAAUUACAUUGGUCGUCUCAUUGUCAAAAGGAUGAUGAGAAAACAAUAACCAGCACAACAGUUUUUGUCCAGGAUGGUACAAACAUUGAAGAGUUGCCAGCCGUUGUUCAGAUUAUCAAUGGAGAAUUUACACUCUUUACCAAUGGAAAAACUCAGGUUGGCAAGAGGUUGGAGGGACCCAGCCUGGAAAUACCACAGGUUUCCAGGAAUUUGUUCAAAAAUAUCAAUUUUGAAGAACAAGAAGAAAUGAUCCUUGGUUUUAUGAGAUGCUCGAAGCUAGGAGAUAUAUUUAAAUUACUUGAAAUCUGUCCUGAAACUGAGGUAACACCACUAGUUGCUUUGGCUGUAAUUAAGAGAAUAUUUGAAUUAGAAAAUAAUAUAGAGUAUCGGAAUCAUGGAAUGAACUUGUUUCCCGAAGAGUCCCCGUUUACUUUCACCCGAGGAGCGGUGAUGAAACGACUUGUUGAAAUUGUGUGUGGCAGCUCAGAUCCUCAAAUUUUAAUUGACACUUUGAGAGUCAUGGGCCGGGAUACCUAUCAAGGUGACAAACUCAAGUACCUGGAAGCUCUCUGUACAGAAUGCAUUGUCUUGAUAACAGAAGGUAAAAUGAAAAUUAACCAGGUAUGUGAGGCUACAAAGGCAUUUUACAACUUGGGCAAUAUUGGUUUUAGAUACGUGGAGCAAAUUUGGGUUGGAAUAACGGAAAAAACAGAGGAAAUUCAGGAAAAGGAAAUUAGUAACAUCAUGAGUGUUCUUCCACUAGUUACAAAGAGCCGUAAACACCUCUAUAAUGUUGCUGAGCGAAGAAUGGGCAGUCUAUGGUAUAAACUUAAACCAGAAGAUGUCAUAAGAAUAUUGCACAUCCUUGUACAGCUUAAGGUGACAAAUAGUCGAAUGCUACCUAUGCUUUCAAGAUGGACUAAUUUAAAUAUCCAUACUCUCACAGAAGGUAACCUUCGCUGGAUUGUUUACUCUUUCACGAGCUUAAAUUACACAAAUCCAGAUAUUAUAAAAGCACUCUCGCGAUUUAUGAAGGCUAAAAAAGUUAAUAUCAGUGAUCAAAGUUUACUGGGUGUCAUCAUGGAUUAUUGUGUCAAGAUGCGCAUAAGAUCCCCUGAUAUAAUGAAUAAUGCUGGGGAAUACUUUAUAAAGAACUCGCAAAAGCUGACUGUGCAACAGAUUAAUAGCCUUGGCCGGUCAUAUGGAUUGCUAAACUACGAGCCUCCAAAUGCUUCAGCAUUUUUCCUUGCCCUUGAAAUGCAGCUAUAUGAAAAAUUUGUGCAGUUUCCACCAGAUAUAAUGAUUGAUUUACUUCUUUCAUGUGUAUACUUAAAAAGAUACCCUCUUAAUUUUGUGAAAAAAAUUUUCAACCCAUAUUUUUUUGACAAAAUACACUCAUUAGAUUCAUCUGACAUGAGGCUCGCUCGCACGAAGUUGAAAGUGCUUGAUAAAGCUCUCUGUCUAGAAGCUCCAAAUUAUAAUGGACCAAUGCUUCCAAGGGAUCAUUCAGCUAAAAGCUUUUGGCAUGAUGCAAGGAUAAAGAGGUGUGUAAAUAUGAUUCAUGUUCCCUUGGUUGAAAUAGUUGGAACAGAAGAACGCAUAACACCAUAUGCUGUACUGCCAAAUUUCCCUGGUACAAAGUUGUACAUUAUAGAUUGUAUUAUUGACAUGUCAGGAAAACUCUCUCUCCGGUCUUUCAAAUGGAGUAAUAAUAAAUAUGCCCUUUUGAUUCAUCCUCCUGAACACUAUAUUUUAAAUGAAGAAAUAUUGGUUGGGCCACAGGCUAUGCGCAGACGGCAUCUAGCCUUGUGCGGCUUUAAGGUUGUAAGCCUUAGCUACCAAAAAAUUAUUAAACUUUGCAUGUAUCCAGAAUUGCUGAAAGAUUACAUUGAAGCAACAAUGAAAGAGGCUACAUUAUAGGUAACCUAUUACAGAAAAGUGUACAGGCUAGAACAUUACAUUGUACAGUAUUAACAAAAAAAUCUUUUUAUUUACAAUAAGCUCUAAAAAUGUUAAAUUCUUUAAUGAGUCCAGUUUAAUGCUACUCUUACUCAUUUACUUCUUGUCAAGGGAGGUUCCUUGAUGCUGAUGAGGGGCUCUUGAUGCAAGGAAUUGGACCUGUCCUCCUCUUCCUUGGAUUGAGCCUGAUUACUUCCUAUUUUCCCAGGAGCUGUACAACUCCUAUGGGUUUAGUGCUUCCACCUAAAUAUAAUUAUAUAAUACUGUCCACAUUCAUAAAUCAGUUGAGAUUUAUUUUA
This is a messenger RNA of Cherax quadricarinatus, 2697 nucleotides long. RefSeq names its product FAST kinase domain-containing protein 3, mitochondrial. NCBI's taxonomy places the organism in Eukaryota, Metazoa, Arthropoda, Malacostraca, Decapoda, Parastacidae. The record is from RefSeq and is a predicted model, not a curated record. Gene Ontology annotation, biological process: regulation of mitochondrial mRNA stability.